This is a messenger RNA of Symbiodinium pilosum, 1557 nucleotides long. The record is from the annotation of a GenBank genome assembly. Lineage: Eukaryota; Dinophyceae; Suessiales; Symbiodiniaceae.
AUGACUGAGCUUGAGGUAGUUGCGCCAGACGUCUACUCGCAACUCGCAUGCAACUCUCAGCCACUGUCGACAAGACCAUUUCGGACACAUCGCAUCUUUGUUUGGUACGAUUAUUUCUGCUGCCCACAGUUGGACGACAAAUCCAGCGGCCACUUGGGUGAAGACGACGAACUUUCCAAGGCAGUGGGCAGCAUCCCUGCAUAUGUGGGUCGAUGUGAGUUUUUCUUGGCCCUCUGCCCAGUUGUGGAGGCCAAGUGCUUGUCAAAAGUAAUCUCAUAUGACACAUGGUCCCAGAGAGGUUGGUGUCGUGUAGAAUUGGAAAUGCGAAAGCUCUCCUGUGACCAUACUUGGAUUAUGAUCAAAAAUGGCAGAAUGCUUGAAGCAAUUGCCACACUUGGUGGCAGCAUUGGCGGAUCUCCAGGAGAGGGCCAGUUUACUGUUCCAGAGGACAGAGUCAGAUUAGCUCCCGUGGUGCUGGGCGCUCUGUCGCGCAAGCUAGACUUGUUGCUUACAACUGGAGACUUGGUGGGCUACCGCAUGUUGCUGAACAUGCAGUCGGUCCACCUGCGAGACCUGCCCCAUGACGGCUUGCUUGAGCCCAUUCCGGGCUUUGUUGACCGCCCGGGUCAGGACAAUGUAUCUGCGGCAGCAGCACGCUUCAUGUACCAAAAUGGCUUUGAAACUGUGCACGAGGCAGACUUUGGUGGCUGGUUCCCUCUUCACUAUGCUGCUCUGCGAGGCGAUCCACUGGUGAUUCAGGGCUUGCUCUCCCUGCGUGCAGAUCCUGACUGCCAGACGCGCAAGGAACAGUCGCUGAGUGGCACAGUACUGUGGACCACAGCUCUGGCGAUUUGCGUCUUCCACAAGCACAACGAGGCUGCAAGCGUGCUAAUCUCUGCUAAGGCGGAGCUCCACCUGGGCCUGACUCCUGCUCUUCACGUUGCGUCGCAUGCGAACAACCCAGAAGCCAUUCGGAUGCUCUUGCAAGCCGGGUUCCAGCCUGGUACACGGGAUGGUUGGGGUGUGUCAGCCUUGAUGGUAGGCUGUCUGUUUGGAUCGCUUGCAGCAGUUGAGGAGCUGUGUGAGCAAGCACCCACCUCUGUUCAGCCUUGGGACCUGAGUGAGGGCCUGAUAUACAGUGGCAUGUUCUACGGAGUCUCAGCUGACUUUGUGCGGAGGCUCGUGGAGCGGCAAGCGGAUGUUAACCAUCAGCGCCGGAGACCUCUCUUGCCAACCUCGCUCUUGGAGAUCCUGGAGGCUCAAGGUGCUUUGCAAUACAGGCUCGGCAAGAAAGGUGUUUGGGCGACAUACUGUUAUCACGUCAAUGGCCUGACACCUCUGAUGGCAGCAGUGCUUUCCGGGCAGCAUGAGUCCGCGGCUGCGCUGAUUGCAGCCGGUGCAAGGCUGGACAUCACUAAUUCACGCAGCUGGGCAGCUGCGGAAUUUGGCCACGGCCAAUCGCCUUCAGAAUUUCUCCAGCAGGCCUUUCAGGGACGCACAGAAGGCUGCCGAAGAGUUGCGGCAUUGGCCACAGGCUACGUUUCAGAGAAUUUCUGA